Messenger RNA from Fulvia fulva, 2415 nucleotides. Its product is annotated as Elongator complex protein 2. Bases 1 to 2415 code for a protein of 804 amino acids. Gene Ontology annotation, molecular function: protein binding. Gene Ontology annotation, biological process: tRNA wobble uridine modification. Gene Ontology annotation, cellular component: elongator holoenzyme complex. The transcript has a single exon. The record is from RefSeq and is a predicted model, not a curated record. NCBI's taxonomy places the organism in Eukaryota, Fungi, Ascomycota, Dothideomycetes, Mycosphaerellales, Mycosphaerellaceae.
AUGGCCACACUGGAGUAUAUCGCUGCUGGCGGCAACAGACACUCAUCCGCUGCGGACUGGGCGUCUGCGCUGUUGGCCUUCGGCGCCGGCAACAACAUCGCGUUAUGGAACCCAGAAGAUGAAUCAGAACGAGGCAUCGAGUCUCUUUUGGCUGGCCAUACCGACUCAGUCAACGCCGUGAAGAUAGUGGAGCGCGGAGAUCGGCACCUGAUCAUCAGUGGGAGUUCAGACAAGACGAUUCUCUUGUGGACGGCAGCAAACGAUGUAUCGAAUUCGUUUGAGGAGACCCAAUGCCUCACGGAACACAACGAAUCGAUCAACGCGCUGGCGAUAUUACCAGAUAUUGGCAUAUUCGUGUCAGGAUCCGCAGACGCUACAGUGAAAGUGUGGCGACUCGAGAACACAACAGCUAAGCUCAUUCAGUCUAUCUCAUUGAAGCCACGAUAUCUUCCUCUAGCGCUUGCUCUUACUGCACUUCCAAACGGCGAUAUUGUUCUUGCUGUUGCGGGGACGUCCAGCGUGAUCCAGCUGUAUGUAUCUAGUCAGCCUUGCGCCAACUUUGAGCUACAGGCGUCCUUGAGUGGUCAUGAAGGUUGGAUUCGGUCCUUGGACUUCACGAAGGAGGCCAAUUCAAGCGACAGUGACAUUCUGCUGGCAUCGGCAAGCCAGGAUAAGUACAUUCGACUGUGGCGAUUCCAUGAAGGGCAGAAGGAAACGACAACGUCGGCACAAAUCGCAGACGAGAUGACUGCCCCCAUCGAAAAGAAGUCACUUGCCAACAAGACACAUGAAGUCGGCAAAAGUGGUUCCAAGCAUUCCGUCACUUUCGAGGCGCUUCUCAUCGGCCAUGAGGACUGGAUAUACACCGCACGAUGGAAGUCCGGUGAGAGCACCGAAAAGGGUCCAAUCUUGCUUUCAGCAUCCGCCGACAAUUCACUAUCCAUCUGGCAUGCUGAUGCCGCCUCCGGUCUGUGGGUGUGCAACAGCAGGCUAGGAGAGAUAAGCUCCCUCAAAGGCUCUACGUCAGCUACAGGAAGCACGGGCGGAUUCUGGAUCGGACUCUGGCAGCCGGAAGGUCUAUCUGUGGUCAGUCUAGGUCGGAGUGGUAGCUGGCGGCGGUGGGCAUACGACCAAGGCAGCGACAUGUGGCUGCAAAAGGUGGGUAUCAGUGGCCAUGUGGGAGAAGUGCAGGGGCUAGCGUGGUCGCCCUCUGGUAACUACCUACUGUCGACAGCAUCCGAUCAAACGACGAGGCUGCUGGCGGAAUGGAAGAAGAAGGGCACAACCUCGUGGCACGAGCUGUCGCGUCCACAGAUACAUGGCUACGAUCUGAACUGCAUUGAUACUGUCACCGAUAAUCAAUUCAUCUCGGGUGCCGACGAGAAGUUGUUGCGCGUCUUCAACAAGCCGAAAGCCGUAGACGAGAUCGUCUUGAAACUUGCGGGCAAGACUACAUCACCCUCAAGUGAUCUGCCAGAUACGGCGAACAUUCCCGUGCUCGGGCUGUCGAACAAGGCUAUGACCGGCGCUGAAGAAGACGAAGAGCCGAAUGGACUUGACAACGGACAUACGAAUGGUCAUACUGAGCCACAAGAGCCAUCUACUGCUGCCACGAACAAGACACCGUUCGAUGUGGAACAUCCUACAUUCGAAGACCAUCUGGCUCGUCAUACAUUAUGGCCCGAGCAUGAAAAGCUGUACGGUCACGGUUAUGAGAUCUGCGCGGUUGCGACCAGCAAUGAUCGAUCACUGGUAGCAACAGCUUGCAAGGCAAGCUCGAUUGAUCAUGCUGUCAUCAGACUGUAUGACACGAAGGAGUGGCGAGAGGUCAAGCCGCCCCUGACUGCACACAGCUUGACAGCAACGAGUCUUGGAUUCUCUCCAGACGACUCGUACCUGCUCAGUGUAGGUCGAGACCGUCAGUGGGCCAUUUUCAAGCGAGCCGCGGACGACCUCAAAUCGUAUUCGCUGUUUACAUCGAAUCCGAAAGGUCACUCAAGAAUGAUCUUGGAUUGCUCGUGGGCACCAGUCACCUGCAACUACACUUUUGCUACUGCCGGACGAGACAAGUCCAUCAAGAUCUGGCAAUUUGCCGACGGCAAGGCGGACUGCGUGGCUACAAUUGCCACGGCUGCACCUGUCACAACUGUAGCUUUCGACCCCGUAAUUGGCCAGGAUACCCUUAGGAUCGCGUUUGGCGACGACACUGGGCGAAUCGGCCUCGCAUUGUUAGAUGCUGCGACGCUGAAGGUCCUGCAGAGGAAUGACAUCGAUGCCCGAUUGACGCAUUGUAAGACUGUUACCGCUCUCAGAUGGAGACCUGUGGGCAACACCGAUGAUGCUUCGAGCACUUCUAGCAAGGCACAACUCGCAUCAGCCAGUGACGACAUGUCUGUUAGGAUAUACGACAUCUGA